Molecule: messenger RNA, 594 nt
Organism: Argiope bruennichi
Lineage: Eukaryota; Metazoa; Arthropoda; Arachnida; Araneae; Araneidae
Exons: 2
Coding region: 1-594 (197 amino acids)
Source: RefSeq, a predicted model, not a curated record
AUGGCUACAGCUGAAACAGCGGCGGUAGUAAUCCCGCCAAUCAUAAAGCUGGAUCCUGCCCUUUGGUUUCAUAUGCUCGACUCCACUUUGGAAUUGGCUUCUCCGAAAAUCAUUACUGAAAGCAAGACGAAAUACAAGUACGGCACGCAGGAAAUUCGACGACUUUUAGCUGGUGAAAGCUUAGGUGCUAGGAAGCCCAGCGAAUUGCUUCGUAUCAUGAAAAGGCGAGUCGAAAGCCAUAAAAUCGAUGAUUUCUUGCUGUUUGAACUGUUCAAUGAAGCAAUGCCAGUACCUGUGCAAACUAUUUUGGUUUCCAUUUCAUUGAUUUCUUCGGAAAAGGCAGCAGAUGUAGCUGAUAGAAUUCUGGACAUCAAUUCCACCUCAAUCAGCACUAUUUUUUCCGGAAAUGAACGCAACUCUUCACCUGUGAAGGAGCUUAAAUCAGACAUGGAUUUGCUUCGAAACGAAAUCAAGGAAGUGCGCCAGGAAGUGGGUGACCUCCGUCGUUCUCGCAGUCGAUUUCGGUCUUCUAGCAGUACUCGUCGUGCCCGCUCAAAUUCAGGGGGCUAUAGAUACUGUUGGCAUCACUUAUGA